AUGGACGGCUACCUCCUCAAAAAGCCUCUGACAUUAGCUGCUUCACCUGAAGACAGCAACCCAAGACCUGGGCCGUCACCACCAGUCAAAAUAAAGACGGCAAAGAAAGUUGCGGCUUCAAACAUAGACAAAUGGAAAAUAGACUGGCAUGGUGUCGAAGAAGUGGCGAAGAAGUGUCAAAGACGACUCUCAUCUACUGCAAGGCAUGCAGGGCUCACCCACCACCAAUUAGCCUGGAACCGCGAAAAAGCAAUCGCGACUUUGUCAAAGGAAGCGGACAAGUCAAAAAGUAUUUGGCUUUUCGGCACCAAACAUCAUCGAUUUGCUUAUGAUGCUUGGAGUAACCAGCUUAAAGAGAAAGAGUUCAUUGUAGAUGCAGUCUGUCACAUGAAGAGAGAGGUGUACAACAGAAUGGUUAAGCUUUUUGACAUUUCAUACCACAUCGCUAAGCAUGAAAAGCCCUUUGCUUAUUUCCCAGCCCUCAUUACCCUUGAGAAAAGACAUGGUGUUGAACUUGAAGAUGCAUAUAAGAACCCCAAACAGGCACAAAUCUUUACUCAGUACCUUGCAGAUGAAAUACAGGAUGAGAUUACCAAGCAAAUCAGAGCAUCUAGAUACAUCAGUAUUCUUGUGGAUGGGAGCUCAACUUUGGAGAAAGAGGUUCUGUACUGCAAAUUUUUAGAGAAUAGUGUGCCUGUCAUGAAAUUCUUGGGAGUUAAGGACACAGCUGAAGGCAUCCUGGAGUGUGUGCAGUCACUCUGGACUUCCAAGAAUAUGCCUUAACGGAAAGGACAUCUUGUUGGAUUUGGUACAGAUGGAGCCAGUGUCAACUUUGGGUGUCGACAGGGGAUCUACGUGAAGCUACAGAACAAGAUGCCAUGGCUGAUGGGCAUUCACUGUGUGGCUCAUCGUUUGGAACUUGCAUGCAAGAACGCAUUCCAGGGCACUUAUUUCAGUCAAGAGAUUGAUGGUUUCUUGUCCUUCUACACGGCAUUUUACAGAGGAUCAGGGGAACGACUGAGGGAGCUGGACCAAAUGGCAGACCUUCUUGAGCAAACUGUGAUUACACCUACAAGAAUCGAUGGGGUUCGAUGGUUGGACCAUCAUAGAAGAGCACUUAAGUCACUGGAGGCCAAUAUCCCCGCUGUAAUUACCCAUUUGAGUGAAAUUGGAAGUGACCAACGCCAGGAUAUAAAAAAAAUGUAAUGCUGCAAAGUGAGAGGCUGGAUUAAUAAAAUUGGGUCUCACAAUUUCCUUCUACACAUAGGCCUCUACAUUGAUGUUUUUGCUGAGCUGUCACACCUCUCACUUACCUUCCAGAAAGAUGGUAUCUCUCUCCCAGCAGCUGUGGAGGCAGUCAGUAUCACAGAUAAAGUUUGAAAGACAUGGCAAAGCAUGAUGGACAGAAACUAAGAGCCAUGAAGAUGGCAUGUAAGACAGGAGAUUACAGGGGCAUUAAGCUCACAGGAAAAUACACUGAAGCUGUACAAACAAUGCAGAGGUCCAGAGAGGAGCUCAUCCAUGAUUUAGUUGCCUGCCUGGAUCAAAGGUUUCAGUCAACCUCAGACAAAAUCCUUCAAGCAAUGUUGAAGUUUGACACAAAACUCCUGAGUCUGAUGAUGAUGAUUUAGCUACUUACGGCAAUGAAGAGGUACCACUGCUGCUGGAACACUUCAAGGAGGUGCUCAUUGCCAAUGGAUGUGUUACUGAAUGUGUAAUGCCUGAAUGGGCACGUCUCAAGAAAGUAAUUAGAAGAAACUACAGUAGUCUUAAGUGGGGAGAACUGUGGCCUCAGAUCUCCCAUGCCUGGUCUGAGCAUUUUCCUAACUUGCUUCAUGUAAGCGAGAUCAUUCAGGUCUUGCCAUUAUCCACAUCAAAAGUUGAGAGAGCUUUCUCUCUUCUGAACCGUGUAAAGACAGACUGGAGAAUUAACCUCAAAACAGACACAGUAGAAAACCUCAUGCACAUCUCUCUGGAGGCACCACAAGAAGAAGAUGCUGUUGGGAUAGUGGAGGCUGCAGUGAAGAACUGGUUCAAAAGUGGACAAAGACAAAGGCGCCCAAUGACAAAACCAUAUGGGAAACGGGCACAGCCCUGUAAAACAGCUGCACCAACAGCAGCAGAAAUGGGAAAAAAAUGACACAGAAUCUGACUCUGAUAGUGAAACCCAUGUAUAAUAUGAACUCCACUUGAGUGGCCCAUAAACUAUGGCUGGUUGCUGUGA
Messenger RNA from Thunnus maccoyii (southern bluefin tuna), 2224 nucleotides. RefSeq lists its product as uncharacterized. NCBI's taxonomy places the organism in Eukaryota, Metazoa, Chordata, Actinopteri, Scombriformes, Scombridae. The transcript is spliced from 2 exons. Bases 1 to 783 code for a protein of 260 amino acids. The record is from RefSeq and is a predicted model, not a curated record.